GUUUGAUUGCGCGGGUUACGCAUUGGGACCAGAGCGUGACUAAAGGUUGGAGUAAUGGGUGCUUAUAAGUUUAUGCAGGAGCUUUACCGCCGGAAACAGUCUGAUGUUAUGCGUUAUAUACAACGUAUGAGAUGCUGGGAAUAUCGGCAAUCUCAUGCAAUCGUUCGCGUAACUCGACCAUCUCGUCCUGAUAGGGCUAGAAGAUUGGGUUAUAAGGCCAAACAGGGCUAUGCCAUCUACCGUAUUCGAAUUCGACGAGGUGGUAGAAAACGUCAAGUUCCAAAGGGUGCAACGUAUGGUAAACCUGCUGGUGAAGGUGUUAACCAAUUGAAAAACCAGCGAUCAAUACAAGCAGUUGCAGAGGAGCGAGUAGGUCGGAAGUGUGGUGCUCUUCGCAUUCUAAACUCCUACUGGGUUGGAGAGGAUAGCACGUUUAAAUUCUAUGAAGUUAUUUGCAUAGAUCCUUUUCAUAAAGCAAUCAGACGUGACCCUCAAAUUCGUUGGAUAUGCAAAGCUCACCAGAAACACAGGGAAAUGCGAGGUCUUACAUCCGCUGGUUACAAGUCAAGAGGUCUCGGCAAAGGACACAAGUACCAUAAGACAAUUGGCGGUUCUAGACGUGCAGCUUGGAAGCGUCUCAAUACUGUAGAGAUGCGACGAAAACGCUAAUUUUUUAAUUACAUGCCUUGGGUACGCAGUUUAUUCUUUUUCUAUUGCAUGACUCCUAUGAACGGUGUGUUCUUGAAGUUCAACACGCUAACCUGGUUGGAAAGCUCCGUUUUUUUGCUUGCGUAAGUUAUUUGACUACAUUGUUAGGGAAGUGAGAUGCGGGUUUCACUCUCCCCCAAGACAAUUCUGAAAGAAACCUCUUGUUUAUCAUCCUGAUCCAUACAAACUACUCAAAACAUAUGAAUCUUGCUAUUUUAAAUUACUUAGCUUGUCUGACAGCUCGUGUUGCACAUUGCAUCAAGAUAAUAAUACACGCAGAAAAUCUCUAGCAAUUUUACAUCGGGAACUAGUCGCAGUCAAAAGGACUCAUGAACUGCAAUCUGAAUGUUUAGUUUCAUCCCCGUUAUUUCGACGAGUUAGUGUUUCCUUUCGGAUUCCAUUUUCCUGUUUUAUUGACAGGUUAGAGGAUACGCUUGGCUCUGUCUAGGUAUUUAUUGCGGACAUUUGCUCAUAUAUAUCUUGGGCUACUAAGCUGAUGAUAAACGAUAGUUCAGAGGUUGGUUUGAAGGCGUGUACGAUUGAAUAGUCACCUGUGGUUCAGAUGCCGCGCGUGUAUUAGGCGACAAUUCAUUACUGACUUAUCGAAACCAAGUCACUAAUGGGAGUGACCGUGGGACGUGUCAAUGGUGUUCUACUAGCAUAUAAUUUACUUUACUAAAAAGGUACUGGCAAAAAAUGUAUUCAAUUCUACCUCUUUUCGAGUCGGCGUAGGUGUGUGUAGUGUACCGACCUUCCAAAUACCUAUAUUAUCAAGCUACUUAUUAAAAAGCAGGCCAAGUCUACUCAGGGAAGAUAUGAUUUUAGCUCGGUAAAGCUUUUUUUAGAUUCCCUUCAGCUGUAUGUACAGCUUUCCUGCUGAGAAACAUGCUUUACCUUCUUAGUCAUCUCAAAAUGCAGUACGCAGCUCUUGUCCCCAGUAGUACUUAUUCACCGAUGGGUAUGAUGAUUACGGCGUCCAUGUGCUAAGGUCCUGAACGACGUAGUGGUGGAAGAAGUUUCGAGGUACAAUCACAAAUCAUUGCAAUAUAAAUGACUUUGAAAAAGCUACUUCUUGUCUAAGCUUGUUCAUUAUUAGGGUGAGUGCGUGGUAAUUUAUUUUUUGAAUAACUGCAAUCACAAACAAAGAUUUAGUGAUUAAUAAGGGGGAAGCUCGAGUAGUUCAUCUCAUUCCCUAUCGAUCCUUAAACCCAAAUAGCCUCAUUUACUGAAUGAUAAUGGUAGGGUCCGCAUAACAUUUGUUUUUAUUGAUGACAAUAAACAUUGCUUAGAGCUUAUAAUUCAUCCUAUUUGGCGUAACACUCAAAUGAUAAUCAGUGUUUCUGCAGUCACAUCCUUAUCAUUAUCAGAUAAUAGAUGUCUCUAUCAAUUUGUGAACUAGUGUACUGCUCGGCAGUUCGUCCCGUCCUUCUUUAAGGCUGCGAAACGUGGUCACUAAGAGUACGAGAAACUCGUAAGCUACUAGUAUUUGAUUAAUGGCGUCUUAGAAAUGCUGCUCCUAUCUCAUGAGAUCACCGGGUAAGUAACAGUGAGGUUAGACCCAGGGUAUUAAGGAAUGAUGGUAAAUCAGUUGAUGAGGUUCUAAAUCUUCAUGGAUUGAGAUGGUUGGGCCACGUUACGGACGCCCAACGACCGAUUACCACGAAUUGCGAUGCUGAUUCUUGUUAAAGACUGUUGGAAUAAAGGGGUGGUCGGUCCAUGAAGUCACUAACUUCUGAUCUGAACCAUCUUGGUAGAUGCAGACUACUUGGUUGGGGUUCGUGUGAGUAUCUUGACCAAUAGUUGGAGACUGGGUAAGAAUCGACCACGAUGACGUUGGUAUUUACUCUCCUUGAAUCGUGAGGUUAAAAUCACGUCAUACCUCCGCUUCUGUAUUAUAUUCGUGUACUAUAUUUUAUAUAUUACUACUACUGAAUUAACUACUUCCGUAAAUUUGGUGUUGAUCUUGUCCUAAUGAAGUGUGGCAACUUUGACUGAUGCGCAUAUAUCCCUGGUCCUACGUUGUAGCUGACUGAUAGUGGUUAGCGUAUAAUAAAAAAGUGAUAAUUAGUUAGCAGGGCCUAGAUCUUGUCUCUUGUUAAAAGGUACGGAAGGCACGAAGUAUCAAAUAAUCCAUACAUGUAUGAAUACUGGGUUCGCUCUCAGCUGUUCAAUUGUGUGGCAUCGUAUUAGCGUAUUCUGACAAGCAAUAAGGAAAUAGGUUCGUAGCAAAACACCAUCUCUGUCAGUGUUUUCUAAUGUAGUCGUUAUCGUCAUGAGCUCUUAUCGGUCCCUGGGACUUUAUCAGUUCCCCACUUCAGUAUACGUACAUACCUAAAAUUGCGGUUGUAAAAUGUGCCUGCGUACCCUGAAGUCAUGUAUGAUUCGGUAUACAAGCAUCCACAAUAAUGAUCUGAAGCACUAAAGGUAUGUACAAAGUUAUUUACAAACAUGGAAGUGUAUGAAGCUACCUGAAAUGGCCAGUGUAGUAAUUUCAAAAGCAAAUACUAUUUCGUGAGCAGUUGGUUUCCGGUCUCAAGGUUUUACUGCAUACAGAAAUAAACUGGGAACAAACGACAAGACGGUACUGCAUAUAGUCAAACGACAAACUGGAGUAUAAGGUGUUCAUACUUAGAAAGUAAAUUAGCAUACAUAUGUUUACAACACAUUGAAUAGGAAAGCAUACUCGCUAUGUACCAGGUAUGUCGAUGGUUUGUCACUUAGCACCUGCUAAGCACAAAGCGUCCUUUUGCAUGUUAUUGACAGUGGAAACAGAGUGUCUAGAUCAUCUACAGAGUCCAGUCAAGGAAAUUACAGAUGUCAGCAGUUAGACCUGAAAAUUGCAUUAGAAUAUCCAACAGUAAAUCCUCAAUAUUUCUGACAUCCUUCUCAAAUGUUCUUCAAAAGCCACACGACUGUAUUGAUGAUGAACAGCUAAAAAGUACAUCGGCAGAAGUUCCCGAAUUUAUGGCUGCACAAAGUGAAUUUUCUAGUCUUCAACGCUGAAUUUUUUUAGUAGAUAUGUCGGGAUCUCCAAACAUUCAUUUAUUUUCAAAAUUAACUUUAGUUUUUUUGUGUUUUGAGGUCUAGAGCAAUGUAUUUCAAACAGUGAAUCCCCAAGACCAUCCUUGUAAUGAAUCGUUAAGUUGAUAAAAAAAACUCUUCAAACCCAUAACGUUUAAUGCUAACUCACAGACUGAAGCGUCAGAGAACAGAGCGCAUAGGCACAAUUUCUCAUCACUGCCGCUAAACAAACAGUUCCCCUAUUAGUUCUGAUAUUUUACCCUCAAUAUUGAAAAGCAACCUUUUUGCGCUAAUUGCUUUGGAAUGAAAACCAAAAUAAUUUAGUAGAUUUUUCUCGGUAAAGUGAACAUAAUUGUCAGUAACGAUUGAGAUAAUAAAAAAGCAACCAUACAUUUUGUUCAAAUUGUACUGUAGUGAUUAAAAAAUACCAGUGAAUUUGUAAACACAAACGAACGAUGAGUAAGAUAAAACUAGUGGACUAAAGGACUCACAACUAUGGGUGUUUUUACACAAAUACCUAUAAUGAUUAGAAGUAUUCAAAAUGAAUCGCUAACUAAGAAUCCACGAAGUGGUUCAAUUUAGGAUAAGUAGAGCUAGAUGAGCACAACUGGACGUAUUAUGUUUGGAAUUCGAAAUAAGCAAUCGAGUACAAGAGAGCCGUUAGUCAGUACAAUUACAACGAUCGCCACAGCGUAAGUAGGGAUCCAGAUUUCUGUAAUUGAAUGCACAUCUACUUUGGCCCAGCAUGUGUCUGUCCAGCUGUACUGGGUGUCAACUGUAUGAUCUAGAAUAUACUAUUGUUAUUAGAAUUAAUAACUGAGAUGGGAACGGGCUCACCUGGUUCUUGGAAAUGUAGUUGUGUGUCCUUGAUUCCUCUGUGUUGUACAGUCUUCAAAGCAUCUGUAGUACCUUGAUACGUCAAUGGGGUAGUCCACGUAACAUUCUGACCACGAGGUAUAACUUCGACGUUAGUUGGUUCGUCACACCACUAACGUAACUCGAGUAGGCCUCCAAUCAUUUCGACAUAGAUCAUCUACGCUGGUGAGUAAGACUUCGAAUAACGCAACCUAUCAUUAUAAUCCUUAUUAUUGCAUUCUAUACUUAUUCGUUGCUUUAUCUCAAUGUUGACUGGCAUUUAAACUUAAAUACUUAGUUCAAUCGAUAGAACUAACUAAUCAACAACGAUUAUAAUGGACUAUCGUGGUUCCUAGACAAGCAUCAGCAGCAUGUAAAUGCUCCUGUGUAAUAUGUCUGUUAAAAUAUCAACCACACGCGAGUAUAGCCACAAGACAAUACGAACGUACAUCUCUUUGUAACUUAUCCACCAAUAUAAGCGAGACAAGAAUAACUGUCAACUAUAAACUCAUUUUUCUACUAACCAAUAUCCACUAGGAUGUUUUACUAUUUUUUAACACCGCCUGCCUAAUUUCUAAUUGCUGAGUUCCGUGGCCAAACAGAGGAAGAGAAUGCUAGAAAUUUACGGUGAGUUUGAAAUAUAAAUUUUCUGCAAUCUCAGAUCUCGUUUACACUGUUCGUCUGACAAUGCUACGUAUUUGGCCUAAAUUAAUUUUGGACUUGUACAAAUUCAUUCUACAACGUUGUUUUAAUCCAAGAAUUUAAUCAACAGUACUUCGUAUAUAAUCCAGAAUCGAACUACUGUCUACUUCAUUACUUGGAAGCAUGAGUAGCCCAGGAGUGUUUCAUAAUUGCUUUAGAUUAUUUCUUACCAUGUUUCUGAUGCCUAAUAACACUUCGUAGUUUCUUUCACAUGAAAUAGUUGUAUAUUCUGUCAAUGCCGUCAAGUUCUAGUCAAAAUCAUGUACAUUUAUGACUCGUUAGUCGACAUACAUAUUGCAUAUACACGAGCAAUCUUAUUCCACGUUCUCAGUAGACACUUCGUCGUACGUAAUAUGUCACUUAACGCUAGGCGAUAAGCUCUUUGUAUCAGCCUUUUACGAAAUCGCCACGUUAUCUGAACCCUCUAAACGUUACUUACAUUGGCGGUUAUUGUUUUAAUUAGUGUUUACUAUACUCCUUGUAUUUGCUAUUAUUCCACACGGUAAAUCAUGGCUCGACUUCCUUAUUACGCGACAGUCAUUUUAAUUCCAUUUUCGGUUUGUUUGUAUGAGAUUCGGGCUUAUAAAAUAUCUAAACGUCCUCGAAAAUUCUCCACGAACAUAACCAUAGUUUUCGUAUAUGUUUUUAUUCACACAUCCAACUGUUACGCUAAUAAUACCUAAAUGAAUGUUCAGUGAAGCUGUCAGUAUACGUAAGGACGACGUUAUUUAGAUUUAACUUUAUAACACAUCCGAACUAUAGUAGUUAUUCUACUUCGAUGUCGUACUUUAAAUUAUGAAGUAUUGUUUCCUCGUGGCUGUUAUUUAACAGAUGAUUUCGGUACAUCAAUCGACUGUUCAACUACUCGACGAUUUAAAACCUGUCCAGGUCAACUGGUGGUCUGACAACAUUAUCAUUCGCGCGAAUCAUCAGUUCAUGCAGUCGAGCGAAUCUCCUGCAAACUGAAAACAUUGUCGCCUCUACUUCAUCACUGAAAACGUUUUUCACUGGUAUCAUUGACAAGAGUCCAGAGCGACACUCUUAGUUUCUUAUGUUCUUUUCGAUAUUUUUUUCUGUCCACUAACCGAACAAAAACGCAGCACUCACCGUUUAUCAUCUUUUAGAGACUUCAUCGUGCCGUCUUCGCUCAUGAUCUGUAGCCUUCAACCCUUACUGACUGUAACAGCAGACAUCCACUUUUCAAACUCUGACUACAAGUUGGUCAAUAGCUUCGCACAGCGAAAUCACGACAUCCCAGACAACCCAAAAAGGGGAAAUAAAGGGGUAAAUGCUUUGGUAACGAAAG
Molecule: messenger RNA, 6592 nt
Organism: Schistosoma haematobium
Lineage: Eukaryota; Metazoa; Platyhelminthes; Trematoda; Strigeidida; Schistosomatidae
Gene: RPL15
Product: 60S ribosomal protein L15
Exons: 3
Coding region: 55-669 (204 amino acids)
Biological process (GO): cytoplasmic translation
Cellular component (GO): ribosome; cytosolic large ribosomal subunit
Molecular function (GO): structural constituent of ribosome; RNA binding
Source: RefSeq, a predicted model, not a curated record